UCCUCUCAGUUAUACACAAGCAGACGUGCGUAAAGACACGAGGUCAUUCAAAAAAUAGAUUGUUUUAGACAUAAAUUUUGUUUUCCGUUUCUUCAUCACACUUCAGACCAGUCGGUAAUGCACCUUGAGUUGGUUUGCCAACCGCAGUUUAAUAAAUAAUAAGAAGAUGAUGAAGAACAAGAAAGACACGAGGUAAGAAGGACGCUGCCACUUCAAGUUGUACAAUAGGGAGCAGGUGUGGCCAGCUGUGCAAGUACGUCUAGAUAUGGCAUAUAAAGGUGAAGAGGGGGUCUCAGAUGAAGUGUGUGAUCAGGAGGAAAAGAAUAACUUCACACUGCACAAGAGCCUCAUUUCUGUGUUUACCAUGGAGAACAGACGUGUGAACAUUAAGGAAGAAGACUGUGAGUGGGAGUCUGCUUACUUACAGCAGGAGCACCUCAGCAUUAAGGUGGAGGAGGACUGGGAAAGAACGGUCUGUGGCAUUAAAGAAGACUCUGAACCAGCUUCUGACAUUACCAACAUUCAGAGAAAUGAAACUAUUGGUGGCAUAAAGAAAGAAAACCUUAAAUCGGAGUCGGACUCUCAGUGUUUCUAUCCCGAUGAAAAGGCUCCUGGAUUAGACUUGACGCCCGGUAGUCUGUGCUCCCUGCAACAUCAACUGAAGGCUGAAUCUUUGGAAGCUGACAUGAAGAAGACUGCAAACGCAUUGAGGGAUACCCAUCAUGACGAAGAUUUCAUAAAGAGUGGCAGCUGCUUAUUUUCAUUGGCUCAGACGUCUCUACAGUGCAGACCACAACAGCCACCACAUGAUAAAAAUAUGAAGAAAUCAACAUGUGGAUCAGAGAGUUUGAGAUCAGCUUUUCUGGAGGGUAGCUCUCUGCUUGGUGAUGCAAUUGACACUCAAUUAGAGGGACUCGGUACAAAUUCAUCAACUUCAUUUGUCUGCCAAGAGCAGAAGGAACAAUUUAAAAGUGAAUCAGAAUGCAAGCAAAGUCAGAAUAGACAGAAGCCCUAUAGCUGUUCUGAAUGUGGCAAACAUUUCUCACUAAAGAGCAGCCUAAAGAAACACAUGCGAAUUCACACUGGAGAAAGGCCAUAUCCUUGUACCACAUGUGACAAGCGGUUCUCCACCAGUGGGAAUCUUCAGAUCCACACAAGAAUCCACACUGGAGAAAAGCCAUAUUGCUGUUCAGACUGCGGCAAAAAAUUCUAUGAUAGGGGCCACCUUCGGUCCCAUAUUAAAAUUCAUAAUGGAGAGAAACAAUAUUGCUGUUCUGAAUGUGGUAAACGAUUUUUACACAGCAACAGUCUUCGGACCCACAUGCGAAUUCAUACAGGUGAGAAGCCAUUUUGUUGUUCUGAAUGUGGGAAAGGAUUCUCUUCCAGCGAGCUCCUUAAGACCCAUACAAGAAUUCACACCGGAGAGAAGCCUUAUUGUUGUUCUGAAUGUGGGAAACGAUUUGCUGAUAGAAGCAGUCUUCGGCGACACAUGAAAAUUCACACUGGAGAGAAGCCAUAUUAUUGUUCUGAAUGUGGCAAAGGAUUCACGUACAAGAACCAACUUCAGAGCCACACAAGAAUUCAUACUGGAGAGAAGCCAUAUUGUUGCUCUGCAUGUGGCAAAGGGUUUUCAGCAAGCAGCAGUUUGCAGAAACACAUGAGCAUUCACACUGGACAGAAACCAUAUCACUGUUCUGAAUGUAACAAGCAAUUCACUGACAGGAGCCGUCUUCAGAUACACACAAGAAUGCACACUGGCGAGAAACCAUUUCAUUGUUUUGAAUGUGGGAAACAAUUUUUCAGCAAUUACAAUUUACAAGUACACUCAAGAAUUCACAUUGGAGAGAAGCCAUAUUGCUGUUCAGAAUGUGGCAAACGAUUCUUGUGCAAGAGCCAUCUUCAAAUCCACAUGAGAACACACACAGGAGAGAAGCCAUAUUCCUGCUCUGAAUGUGGUAAGCGGUUCUCCACCAACAGCAGUCUUCAUUGCCAUAUGAGAAUUCACACAGGAGAGAAGCCUUAUUCUUGUUCUGAAUGUGGCAAGGAAUUUUCUGAUAAAAGUAGUCGUCGAAAUCAUUUAAGAAGUCAUACAAAGGAGCAGGAAAAAAAUAUAAAGAGAUGGCACAACUUGUUGCUUUUAGGAUUUAAUUACGACAACUGAUUUUUAGAGUUCUGUCCAGAUGGUUCAAUUGUUGUCUCCUCAAGCUCUCAGAGUCUUUUAAAUGUUGUUUGGCUAACUCCAACCUGGCUGUGUUAAAACGCCUUAUAGAUGGAGUACUGCUGCGGUGGUCGUCCUUCUGACAUGUUCUGCCGUCUUAGCACAAGAAUUGUGAAUCUCUGACAGAGUGACCACUAGGUUCUUCGUCACCUACAUAACCAAGACACUUCUUGCUCGAUUAUUAGUUUGCCCAGGUGGUUCCAAACUUCCUCCAUUUCACAAUUAUUGGGGUCACUGGACUCCUAGGAACAGGCAAAACUUGAGAAAUGGUGCUAUCCUGUUACCCUAAUCUGUGUCUUCAGAAUUUGAUCACAGACGUCUCCAGAGAGAUCCUUGGACUCUAUGGUUGGUUUUUGUGGUAAUCUGUGGGACCUUCUCUACACAGGUGUGUGUCUUUCUAAACCGCGUCCAGUCAGUUCAGUUUGCCACAGAUGGACUCCGGUCAAGUUCAAGGAUGAGCUUGAUUUGAAGGGAAAGAGCCGAGGCUCUGAGAACUUAUACAAGUGAGGAGUUUCACUUUUUAAUUUUAAAUAAAUUUGCUAACAUUUCUGACAACCUGCUUUCACUCUGUAACUAUGGGUUAUUGAGUGUAGAUUGAUGGGCAAAAGGUGGGACGUGAAUACGUUUAAAGUGAAAUCUACAAUGCAAUUAAGUGUGCAGAAAGUCAGCGGGUCUCAAUACUUAAUUGAUCCACUGUAUUCGUGUCUAUCUCUCUCUCUUUCUCAUAUUCAUAUAUAUAUAUAUAUAUAUAUAUAUUUAGUGGUCAGGUGCAGGAAUGACAGGUCAUACUAUAAAGGAAAAGUCCAACCAAGUUGUCCUGUUCAUUACUGCAGUCCGAUAACAAAAUCAGGCCAUUUGGUGGUAAAGCAACUCACCUCUUGGGUACAAAAACAAAGUAAAAGGCUCUCAGCCAUCAAAAUAAGCGUCAGUCAGUGGAGCUCCAUCGGGCAGGCUGCUCUUCGUGGAAAUGAUGCCUCCUUCUGCGUGGCCAGGCUUCUUGUAAUGGCUGAACAGUUAGGGGCGGAGCUUCCUGCUUUCACUGGGUAGUCUCUCAGAGCUCCAGGGAGAGGCGAAGAAAGAAAGUGAUGGCCACAGCACCCCCUCUUGUGCCAGUGGGUUAUCACGUACUUCGAUCGAGCCUUGGAGGUGAUUUUCUGAUGUGUAUGCGUGACUAUAUUAUAUACACACAGCACAUCUAGCUAUAGAUAUAGAUAUAUAUGGGGGGAGACAGUAGUAAGAGUUUCCCGUCUGUUAGGCACAUUCAGCACUAAUGCCAUCUACUGCAAUUUAUUGUGUGCUGCAGGUGGUAAUAGAAACUGACUUUGUUAUCUUUAUACUUUAGUUAAUUGAUUUGUUAAGUCUAAUAGGAAGACACAACAGAGUUUAGCUUACGCCAGCUUCUGUUGGUUUGACAGAUCCAAAAUGGACUUGUGGGUUUCUCAAGGCCAUGAUGUUUAGCGGAUAACCAAGUUGUUUGUUUAGAGAUUGAGCCUUUAGAAGACACAUAAUUAGCGAGAGGCACAGGGCAGCCAUGUAAAUUGUACAAUAUGGCUUGUGUACAAGUGAGCGAUACACACGCACACAAACAGUACAUCUAGGGUCCCUGUGUGCGUGUCAAUAAAGAAAGCCUUGCUUUGAACAACAAAGAAACCAAAGUGUCAUUUUUUUUUUUUUUCCUGGUGAGGUAAUUUCUACCAGACCCCCUUCACAUAGCAAUUUUGUGUGGAGCGGGAGAAGGUUUACUAUGUUCGAGUUUUUAAAAGUGUUGCAAGUAAAACUAACAGAUGAACAACGUUGUGAAUUGGGGA
Molecule: messenger RNA, 4026 nt
Organism: Polypterus senegalus (gray bichir)
Lineage: Eukaryota; Metazoa; Chordata; Cladistia; Polypteriformes; Polypteridae
Product: gastrula zinc finger protein XlCGF26.1-like
Exons: 3
Coding region: 266-2161 (631 amino acids)
Biological process (GO): regulation of transcription by RNA polymerase II
Cellular component (GO): nucleus
Molecular function (GO): DNA-binding transcription factor activity, RNA polymerase II-specific; RNA polymerase II cis-regulatory region sequence-specific DNA binding
Source: RefSeq, a predicted model, not a curated record